Fomitopsis serialis is the source of this 186-nucleotide messenger RNA. RefSeq lists its product as uncharacterized. The annotation marks the transcript as partial. The record is from RefSeq and is a predicted model, not a curated record. The transcript has a single exon. Lineage: Eukaryota; Fungi; Basidiomycota; Agaricomycetes; Polyporales; Fomitopsidaceae.
CCGCUCGCGUCCGUCCGCGAGGUCGAGCGCAGGCGCAUCACCAAGGACGAGCGGGAGAAGCUCAAGCUGACCCUGCUGGGCGUCGUCGUGGACGAGUGCGGGAUCUGUCUAUCCCAGUUUAGGGACGAAGAGCUAGAGGUGCUGGCGACCUUGUGCCAACAUUUGUCAGUGUUCACCUGUCUGUGA